Molecule: messenger RNA, 1593 nt
Organism: Mucor velutinosus
Lineage: Eukaryota; Fungi; Mucoromycota; Mucoromycetes; Mucorales; Mucoraceae
Exons: 2
Coding region: 1-1593 (530 amino acids)
Biological process (GO): heme biosynthetic process
Cellular component (GO): mitochondrion
Molecular function (GO): pyridoxal phosphate binding; 5-aminolevulinate synthase activity
Source: RefSeq, a predicted model, not a curated record
AUGGAGUCUGUUCUUUUGCACGCCCGUAAAGCAUGCCCCUUUUUGCAUGGCAGCAAUACUUCUGCCCUUCGACAAUUAGCUACCAACAAGUCCAGUGGCGGUCUGUUGCUGAAGGCAAACCAAUGUCCUGUUAUGGGCGCUGCUAUUCAAACCAGAGGCUUGCAUUCAAGUGCUCCUGCAAAGAGUCAAGAGCAGCAAGGACAGCAACAGCCUUUCUCUUAUGAGGGUUUCUAUAAGCAGAUGUUGGAUAAAAAGCACAAUGAUAAGAGUUACCGUUAUUUCAACAAUAUCAAUCGUCUUGCUAAAAAGUUCCCCAUGGCUCAUCUUGCACGUCCUACAGAUGAAGUUACUGUCUGGUGUGCUAAUGAUUAUUUGGGAAUGGGCGCCAAUCCUAUUUUGCUUAAUACCAUGAAAGAUACCUUGGAUCGCUACGGUGCUGGUGCUGGUGGUACUCGCAACAUUGCCGGUAAUGCUGAACUUCAUUUACAAUUGGAAUCCGAAUUGGCAGACUUGCAUCACACAGAGGGGGCUCUCGUCUUCUCCUCUUGUAUGGUAGCCAAUGAUGCUACUCUAUCCACCCUGGGAUCCAGGAUGCCCAACUGUGUCAUCUUUUCUGACGAGUUGAACCAUGCUUCCAUGAUUGAGGGUAUCCGCCACUCCAAGGCAGAAAAGCACAUUUUCCGUCACAACGACCCGGAACAUCUGGAGCAAUUGCUGCAAUCUGUUGAUAUCAAUCGUCCCAAGAUCAUUGCCUUUGAAUCUGUGUAUUCCAUGUGUGGUUCUAUUGCACCUAUUGAAAAGUUCAUUGCCUUGGCCAAAAAGUACAAUGCCAUCACCUUCUUGGAUGAAGUGCACGCUGUCGGUAUCUAUGGCCCUCGUGGUGCUGGUGUAGCUGAACACUUGGACUUUGAUUUGAAUGCUGCUCAGCCUCGUCGUGGUAAUGGCGGUAUUAUGGAUCAAAUCGAUAUUUAUACUGGUACACUGGGCAAGAGUUUUGGUGUUGUUGGUGGCUACAUUGCUGGCUCGUCUCAGUUCAUUGACAUGAUCCGUUCGUACGCUCCUGGCUUCAUCUUUACUACUUCUUUACCUCCUGUUGUCGUCGCCGGUGGUAAGGCUUGCAUCAACUAUCUCAAGAACUCCAAUGUGGAACGUCGUAUGCAGCAAUUGAAUGCUCGCACUGUCAAGUCUCGUCUGGGCGAACUUGGUAUCCCUGUGGUCCCUAAUCCUUCUCACAUUGUUCCUGUUCUGUUGGGUGAUGCUGCUGCUGCCAAGUUGGCUUCUGAUGAGCUGUUGAGCAAGUAUAAUAUUUACGUUCAAUCCAUCAAUUUCCCUACUGUGCCUGUUGGACAUGAGCGUCUUCGUAUCACACCUUCUCCUGGCCAUACACCUGAGAUGAUUGACCAUCUUGUGGAUUCCUUGCAAGAAAUCUGGAACCGCUAUGGGUUCAAGCGCGUUGUUGAUUACGAAGCUGAAGGCGGCCGCUGCAAUGUAGGUGACAAGAACUAUGGCGGCGUCAAGCCCAUGUGGACUGAUGAGCAACUGAACUAUAACUUGCCCAUCGAAGAAUCUCAACAAAAGACUUCAGCUGUUUAA